Messenger RNA from Rotaria sp. Silwood1, 1095 nucleotides. NCBI's taxonomy places the organism in Eukaryota, Metazoa, Rotifera, Eurotatoria, Philodinida, Philodinidae. The record is from the annotation of a GenBank genome assembly.
AUGAUUUGUCAUGUAUCAUCAAUACACAAUUCAGCUCAUAUAUCAAAAUAUUUUACUAUAGAAAAAUUUUUAGCAUGUACAACAGGUGAUUCCAACUCAACAAUAGUCUCAUUACUUGAUGCUAUAAAACGACAAUUAUGGUCAGAUUAUAUUGAUAAUCCAUUAGUACCAUAUUAUUCUAUUGUUCCAGUUCUAUCAUCAAUAGUUAAUAAUAUAUCUUUAUCAUCAUCACAAACAUCUACAUCAAUUAUUCAAACAUUAUUUGAUUCAUAUAUAGUAAAUGAAUUUCUUGAUUGUGAACAAUCACGUGCAUUAUACAUUUGUUCAAAAUAUGUUCCCAUAGAUUUUUUAAUUGUACGUUUAUUAACAAAUAUAAAUACAUCCAAUGGAAUAUAUGAAACAGGUCGUGCACUUUAUUUUAUAUUAGGUGUAAUUCUUUUUCGAAGACGUUCAUCAACACGUUGUUUAUUAAAACAAGGUUUACCUUAUUUAUUUAAUAUAAAAUCUAAUGAAUUUAUGCUUGAACCAAAUGUUUAUAUAAUAUGUUUCAUAAUGAAUAUUCUUCUUGCACUUGAAUUUAAUCAAAAUGAUGGUCAAUUAGAAGAUUUAUUUCAUGUUAAAUCAUGGAAAGAUAUUUAUUCAAUUGAUGAUAUUAUAUCAAAGUAUGAAGAUACAACUGUUGUUGAUGCUUAUCAUUCAUUAUUAAAUUAUUCAUCCGAAGAAUUAUUUUCAAGUGAAACACUUCGACCAGUUAAUUAUUUUCUUGGUUGGUUUCAAACAAUUCUUUGGAUGUUUAGUCGUACAGCUAAAUCAUUAAAACCAUUUGUGAAACCAAAAUUAGUUGCUCAAUUAUCAGAAUAUUUACCGUUACAAUUUCCAAUUGAAAAAGUUCUUAGUAUAUUAGAAUUAUCAAAUAAUACUGAAAUUGAAUAUGCUGCAAUGGCUAUAACACGUGAUUAUAUUCAUUUAAAAACAAUUAGUAGUCGAACAAGAAAAACACUCGUACAUAAUCAACAAUUGAUAAUUAGUGAAAAUAGUUUAACAACAUCAACAAAUCUAACAAAAAAUAUAUUUUCAAUACCAACAAAUCUUUAA